AUGGCAACAACCAAUCUAAGUGUCAAGACUCUACCAGGUUUUGACAGCCUCUUGUCUCUCCUGAGAAACAACUGUUUGGUGUUGAGUAACUCCUCUGGGUUGGCUGGAGCUACAGAAAAGACCGGAGAGGCGCUUUUGACAGUCCUGGCCAAUGUCACUGCUGUUCUUCAACUCCAGUCCAAUGGUCAAGGUGGUAACAGCGUGGAUUGGUUUUGUGUUAUGAUGUUUGCAGGAUUUGGGUUUGCCAUUUUGCUCAGCUAUAAGAGUCUGCAGACUUCUGUUGGUCUGCAGACCAACAGCUCUGAGCAGCUCUCCUCCAGAGUGGUGACUGUAUCUGUUAGCAACCCCAACACAACAAACCUGUCUGAACCUAUCAUUCUCACCUUCAAUCACUUGAAGUCCAGUGAUGCGAAUACCACCUGUGUUUAUUGGUCAGAGGAUGGUGAGGGGGCGUGGUCAAUCCAGGGCUGCACCUCAGUGAAGUCCAACUCCACCCACACUGUGUGCUCCUGCACCCAUCUCAGCAGCUUUGCCCUGCUCAGGGGAAUCCAAGAGAAUAAGGUGAUACACAACAACACUGUAGAACUGCUAAGAGGGAAAAGGGUCUAA
Molecule: messenger RNA, 609 nt
Organism: Salvelinus fontinalis (brook trout)
Lineage: Eukaryota; Metazoa; Chordata; Actinopteri; Salmoniformes; Salmonidae
Product: adhesion G protein-coupled receptor E2-like
Exons: 5
Coding region: 1-609 (202 amino acids)
Biological process (GO): adenylate cyclase-activating G protein-coupled receptor signaling pathway
Molecular function (GO): G protein-coupled receptor activity
Source: RefSeq, a predicted model, not a curated record